ACUAGACCUACCAAAAAUAUCUUGGACGUUCAUAUUCCUUAAGCCAUGAGGAACUGCAAGCUUACACCGUGCGUCUUGGUAGCAUUGCUACUAGUUGGAGUUCUUCACCUGGAAGCAGCCAUGGCCACGGACUUCACCUAUGGCGAGGCUCUUGACAAGAGCUUGAUGUUUUUCGAGGCACAGAGGUCAGGGAAACUGCCCUCAGACCAGCGAGUCAAAUGGCGCAGCGACUCGGGACUCACGGACGGCGUUGCUCAAGGGGUGAACUUGGUUGGAGGGUAUUAUGAUGCAGGGGAUCAUGUGAAAUUUGGACUGCCGAUGGCAUUUACAGUGACAAUGCUUUCAUGGGGAGCUAUUGAGUUCAGGAAGGAAAUCACAGAUUUAGCCCAAAUGGGUGAAACCUUAUGGGCCAUCCGAUGGGGCACUGACUAUUUCAUGAAAGCACAUCCACAACCUAAUGUUCUCUGGGGACAGGUAGGAGAUGGGGAUUCGGAUCACUAUUGCUGGGAGCGUCCAGAAGACAUGACAACUCCAAGAACUGCGUACAAGAUUGAUGAAAAUCAUCCUGGUUCAGACCUUGCUGGAGAAACUGCAGCUGCCUUGGCAUCAGCUGCCAUAGCUUUCCAGCCUUACAACUCUUCCUACUCUGCUCUCCUCUUAGUUCAUGCAAAACAGCUCUUCACGUUUGCGGAUAGAUUCAGAGGUCUAUAUGAUGAGUCCAUUGGGUCUGCUAAGAACUUCUAUACUUCAUCAGGCUACUCGGAUGAGCUACUAUGGGCUGCUGCAUGGCUUUACCAAGCAACGAACGAAGAGUACUACCUCAAGUAUGUGGUGGACAACGCCGUGUAUAUGGGAGGAACUGGAUGGGCUGUCAAAGAAUUCUCUUGGGACAACAAGUAUGCUGGUGUCCAAAUCCUUCUCUCCAAGGUGUUGUUGGAGGGCAAAGGCGGUGCUUAUACUUCCACCCUCAAGCAAUAUCAGGCCAAAGCAGAUUACUUUGCCUGCGCUUGUCUCCAAAAAAAUGAAGGCUACAAUGUCCUCAAAACUCCCGGGGGUCUUUUGUACGUGCGUGAAUGGAACAACUUGCAGUAUGUGACUUCUGCAUCAUUUCUUCUAGCUGUUUAUUCUGAAUAUCUCUCUGCUGCAAAUGCCAAGCUCACUUGCCCGGAAGGACAAAUUCAACCUCAAGAGCUUCUGAAUUUUGCAAAGUCACAGGCAGACUACAUACUUGGUAAAAACCCCCAGUCAAUGAGCUAUAUAGUUGGGUUUGGCUCGAAAUAUCCAGUUCAUGUGCACCACAGAGGUGCUUCCAUUCCUGCUGUGUCUGUCCUGCAGUCUCUGGUUGGAUGUGUGCAAGGAUUUGAGACAUGGUAUCAUCGCCCCGAGGCGAAUCCUAAUGUCAUCUAUGGCGCCCUUGUGGGAGGUCCUGACCAGAAUGACAACUUCUCCGACGACCGCUCCUCUUACGAAGAGACUGAGCCUACACUUUCUGGCUCUGGUCCCCUUAUUGGCCUCUUCUCUAAGUUGCAGAGUUUAAAUGGAAUUAAUGUUCCAGGUUAUAACAGAGGAUCACCAAACUCCCACAACCAAACCAUACCAAGUCCAAGUCCCAAUCAAAAUGAAAAACAAGUACCCAACAAAGUAUCAGGCACCCCAAUCAAAUUCAUUCACUCAAUAAGCAACACAUGGUCUAUUGGAAAAAUAACAUAUUAUCGCCACAAGGUGAUAUUGAAGAACACAUCGCAGAAACCAGUAACAGAUGUUAAGCUGCUGAUUGAAAACCUGCAAGGGCCUUUAUGGGGUCUCUCUCCAACUCCAGAAAAAAACACCUAUGAGCUUCUUCAAUGGCAAAAGGUCUUGCAGCCUGCCUCAGAGUGCACUUUCGUUUACAUCCAAGGUGGCCCUCAAGCAAAGAUUUCCAUCCUAAGCUAUCAUUGACCAUCCAAAACAAUAUAAAAAGAGAGAAAAGAAACAGAGCCAA
Molecule: messenger RNA, 1981 nt
Organism: Prunus avium (sweet cherry)
Lineage: Eukaryota; Viridiplantae; Streptophyta; Magnoliopsida; Rosales; Rosaceae
Gene: GH9C1
Product: glycosyl hydrolase 9C1
Biological process (GO): carbohydrate metabolic process
Molecular function (GO): hydrolase activity, hydrolyzing O-glycosyl compounds; carbohydrate binding
Source: RefSeq, a predicted model, not a curated record